Messenger RNA from Medioppia subpectinata, 3746 nucleotides. The record is from the annotation of a GenBank genome assembly. Lineage: Eukaryota; Metazoa; Arthropoda; Arachnida; Sarcoptiformes; Oppiidae.
AUGGAACUUCUGAAUCCACUUCACGCCCGUUCCGUCCAAACAGCGCUUAAUUUUGUGAAAAAUCCGGUCAAAGCCUGUGAUACUGUUUACGGAUUUAUACAGGAAUUGAAUGUCUUGAUUAAGUCGAGACGCGAUGAUUCGCGCGAUGACUAUCACCUCUACUACGGCGAGACGUGGGAUCUGAUGCAAAGGCGAUGGUCUAAACUAGAAAAGGAUUUUAGAUUGAAGAGUGGUUGCUAUGAUAUCAGCAAAAUACCAGACAUUUAUGACUGCAUUAAAUAUGAUUUGCAACACAACCAACACGUCCUUCAAUUUCCUGACGCCGAAGACUUUUACAAAUACGCCAAAGCGUUGGCCGAUCUCGUCAUUCCUCAAGAGUAUGGAAUCACACAAAAGGAAAAGUUGACAAUAGGUUUAGGCAUUUGUUCGCCGCUUCUCAAGAAAAUUAGAUCCGAUUUAUUGACCAACACUUACGCCGCCGAAGACGACGAGUCGGAAAGUGUUAAUCGUCUGAAUCCACACUAUUCUCAUGGAGUCUCUUCACCCGGUCGUCACGUCAGGACUCGGCUAUACUUCACGAGUGAAAGUCAUAUUCAUUCCCUUUUAAAUGUUUUACGUUUAGGCGGUCUUUUUGAUGAAGCAAAGGAUGAACAGUGGAGACGAGCCAUGGAUUACGUUAGUCUCGUCUCUGAACUGAAUUAUAUGACACAAAUUGUUAUAAUGCUAUACGAAGACCAAACCAAAGACCCGACUUCUGACGACAGAUUUCACGUGGAAUUACAUUUCAGUCCAGGAGUUGUCUGUUGUUUGCAGAAGAAUCACAUCAAAGGUCCCGGUUUUAGGCCUCAAUCCAGAAGUAGCGGAACCAUUAAGGAAUCGCCGACUAUUCUGGAAGAACCAGAAUUGGAGGAGAAGACUAAACAAAGCGGUAACGAUAAUCAAAAGUCAGAACCGAUUCCCAUAACCGUUACAACAAGUAAAGAGAGGAAUAACUCUGGCGACACAACAGAGGCCUCCACUCCAACUGAGUCUAAGGCUCGUAGUUAUUCAUUAUCUUCUUCCACACAAAGACCUCACAGUCUUGAGAGUGAUAUCAUUAAAGAGCAGCAGAAGAAACAGAUUGAUAAAGAAAGGGCUCUCACUCUCAGUUGGAAUGACGUCUCGGGAUCUGUUGACUGCGAUCUUCCCGGCUGUCAGAGGUCGACGAGUAGUCUCUUUAGCACAGCUGUCAUCAGUGGCUCUUCGAGCGCACCAAACCUUCAGGAGACUCUUCUUCACACCAGUUCUGAGGGCUGUUCGAGUAUCCCAACGAUACGACCGCUGGAGACACUACACAACGCCUUAUCUCUGCGUCAUUUGGAGUCAUUCCUGGAGAAGUUGACGGCUUCCCAACUCUAUCGACUGCCCCUCUCGUCGUCGUCGAUGCGAAUACCCAUAAACGCCAACUCAAGCGGACUGUCAGGCAAUCACAUGAAAGGCUGUCUCCCGAUAACGUCGCCGACGAGUUCGUGUCAGAGCUUUGGUUGGAGUGGUCCGCCUUCCUUCGUGUCCAGCAGUGGCCCGUCGUCUCCCAAUUCCUCGCAUUUAGAUCUCUUGUCUCGUAAACCAAACGAUUCGGAGACAACACCGGCCGACAACUGCUGGAGUGGCGGUCUUUUUGAUGAAGCAAAGGAUGAACAGUGGAGACGAGCCAUGGAUUACGUUAGUCUCGUCUCUGAACUUAAUUAUAUGACACAAAUUGUUAUAAUGCUAUACGAAGACCAAACCAAAGACCCGACUUCUGACGACAGAUUUCAUGUGGAAUUACAUUUCAGUCCAGGAGUUGUCUGUUGUCUACAGAAGAAUCACAUCAAAGGUCCCGGUUUUAGGCCUCAAUCCAGAAGUAGCGGAACCAUUAAGGAAUCGCCGACUAUUCUGGAAGAACCAGAAUUAGAGGAGAAGACUAAGCAAAGCGGUAACGAUAAUCAAAAGUCAGAACCGAUUCCCAUAACCGUAACAACAAGUAAAGAGAGGAAUAACUCUGGCGACACAACAGAGGCCUCCACUCCAACAGAGUCUAAGGCUCGUAGUUAUUCAUUAUCUUCUUCCACACAAAGACCUCACAGUCUUGAGAGUGAUAUCAUUAAAGAGCAGCAGAAGAAACAGAUAGAUAAAGAAAGAGCUCUCACUCUGAGUUGGAAUGACGUCUCGGGAUCUGUUGACUGCGAUCUUCCCGGCUGUCAGAACAUUUAUGACUGCAUUAAAUAUGAUUUGCAACACAACCAACACGUCCUUCAAUUUCCUGACGCCGAAGACUUUUACAAAUACGCCAAAGCGUUGGCCGAUCUCGUCAUUCCUCAAGAGUAUGGAAUCACACAAAAGGAAAAGUUGACAAUAGGUUUAGGCAUUUGUUCGCCGCUUCUCAAGAAAAUUAGAUCCGAUUUAUUGACCAACACUUACGCCGCCGAAGACGACGAGUCGGAAAGUGUUAAUCGUCUGAAUCCACACUAUUCUCAUGGAGUCUCUUCACCCGGUCGUCACGUCAGGACUCGGCUAUACUUCACGAGUGAAAGUCAUAUUCAUUCCCUUUUAAAUGUUUUACGUUUAGGCGGUCUUUUUGAUGAAGCAAAGGAUGAACAGUGGAGACGAGCCAUGGAUUACGUUAGUCUCGUCUCUGAACUGAAUUAUAUGACACAAAUUGUUAUAAUGCUAUACGAAGACCAAACCAAAGACCCGACUUCUGACGACAGAUUUCACGUGGAAUUACAUUUCAGUCCAGGAGUUGUCUGUUGUUUGCAGAAGAAUCACAUCAAAGGUCCCGGUUUUAGGCCUCAAUCCAGAAGUAGCGGAACCAUUAAGGAAUCGCCGACUAUUCUGGAAGAACCAGAAUUGGAGGAGAAGACUAAACAAAGCGGUAACGAUAAUCAAAAGUCAGAACCGAUUCCCAUAACCGUUACAACAAGUAAAGAGAGGAAUAACUCUGGCGACACAACAGAGGCCUCCACUCCAACUGAGUCUAAGGCUCGUAGUUAUUCAUUAUCUUCUUCCACACAAAGACCUCACAGUCUUGAGAGUGAUAUCAUUAAAGAGCAGCAGAAGAAACAGAUUGAUAAAGAAAGGGCUCUCACUCUCAGUUGGAAUGACGUCUCGGGAUCUGUUGACUGCGAUCUUCCCGGCUGUCAGAGGUCGACGAGUAGUCUCUUUAGCACAGCUGUCAUCAGUGGCUCUUCGAGCGCACCAAACCUUCAGGAGACUCUUCUUCACACCAGUUCUGAGGGCUGUUCCAGUAUCCCAACGAUACGACCGCUGGAGACACUACACAACGCCUUAUCUCUGCGUCAUUUGGAGUCAUUCCUGGAGAAGUUGACGGCUUCCCAACUCUAUCGACUGCCCCUCUCGUCCUCUUCGAUGCGAAUACCCAUAAACGCCAACUCAAGCGGACUGUCAGGCAAUCACAUGAAAGGCUGUCUACCGAUAACGUCGCCGACGAGUUCGUGUCAGAGCUUUGGUUGGAGUGGUCCGCCUUCCUUCGUGUCCAGUAGUGGCCCGUCGUCUCCCAAUUCCUCGCAUUUAGAUCUCUUGUCUCGUAAACCAAACGAUUCGGAGACAACACCGGCCGACAACUGCUGGAGUGGUCCGCCCUCUCCACUCGACUCCAAAUAUUAUGCAAACAAUUCAAACUUCUAGUUAUUGUUUCGUUUGUUUUACUCAACAUUUUCUAAAUAUUCUUAUAUUUUUAUUUUAUUUAACCAUUUGUAACACAGAAU